AUGGCAAGUACGUUCUAUGUUGUAUUGGAUCAAAUACGAAAAUUAAUGGAUCUUUAUGCAUUGCCUGUUAUUUAUGUAUUUGUAACAUCAUCUAGUGCAUGGCUUCGCAGGCAAAGUUCACCAAAAAUUACUCAAUGGUUGAUUAUAGGCAGUGUUAUAUUUUGGUCACUCUAUGCUAUGCAUGCUCUAAUUGGAUAUGGAUCCAAUCCGAGUGGUUGUUAUCCAUCUCCUGGCACUAUUUAUAGCCUAUUCGCUUCUAUUGAUGCAAUUAUGACAGCGGUCUUAUCAUUAGUAAUCAUGAUUAUCUUCAGCAUUCUCACUCUACAUAAUCUUCGCUUAAAUAGUAUCCGUCGAAUACAACCAAGUAUAAUGCAACACACUCUUGUUACAGUACCCGAACGACAACGAAGAUCAAAGCGCAAUACUCAAUUCCUUCGAUUGUCUCUUCUUCAAGUACUGGUCUUCAUCAUACUCAACUCUGGAUGGACAGUUUUUGCUAUUUUUAGCGCUGUUUCCAAACCAGCAACUUUGGGUUUGUUCAAUACAAUACUUCUGGUAUCAUUUUUACAAGGGUUCGGUAUUACAUUACUCUACAUCUAUGGCACUGUAUGUAUUGUUAUUGAGGAAAGAAAGAAUUGA
Molecule: messenger RNA, 639 nt
Organism: Adineta steineri
Lineage: Eukaryota; Metazoa; Rotifera; Eurotatoria; Adinetida; Adinetidae
Source: the annotation of a GenBank genome assembly